This is a messenger RNA of Mucor velutinosus, 1350 nucleotides long. RefSeq lists its product as uncharacterized. The record is from RefSeq and is a predicted model, not a curated record. The transcript is spliced from 2 exons. Bases 1 to 1350 code for a protein of 449 amino acids. NCBI's taxonomy places the organism in Eukaryota, Fungi, Mucoromycota, Mucoromycetes, Mucorales, Mucoraceae.
AUGAAGCUGGCCAAGUUAUCCAGCUUAUUAUUCGUGCCCUUGGCUCUCUGUGCUACUGUGCCUAAUGUGAACAAGGUCGAUGCCAAUAUUGAAGCCUUUUUUGAAGCUCAAAUUAAAAAGCAAGCCGAGCUCAUUACAGUUCUUGCUCUCCAAACACAAUUUGUAAACUUUCUAGACUACUCUCAUAACCUGGCAAACGAAGUCAUUGCUGAAGAGAACAAGAAGGCGGGUCUAGAUAAUGGACCUCAAGAUGUCGCUGGUUUACUAGAGCUUAUGUUCCAUAAAUCAUCUGUAUACAGAGCUCAAGUUUCUAUCAAUGCCACUGCUGUCGAGAAUCCACUCCAAAAUCUCAUCAAUGGUAUCGGUGGUGCAAUCAAUAAUGUUUCCAGCACUGCAGGCAAUGCAUUGAACGGCGGAAAGAAUGCAACCAACAUCCCAGUGAUCCGUGACAGUACAACCAUCACCACCAAUUCUAACAAUCCUCUUGGGGAUCUCUUUGGCGGUAUUGCCAAUGGUGUUGGUGGCCUCGUUAAUGGUGUUGAUGGCCUCGUUAAUGGCGUAGAAGGCCUCGUUGGAAACGUUACUAAUGGUGUUGGUGGUGUUCUCGGUAAUAUUACUCAUAUUGUUACUGGUAACGGAACCAAUCCUCUGGUCAACAUUGGCAAUGGCCUUGGCGGUCUCAUUGGCUCUAUCACCAACGCUAUUGGCAACAUUUUAGGCGGUUUGACGAAUGGUAUCAUUGACAAUGAUAUCUUGAAGAGCAUUGCAGGUUUUAUUGGUACGGCUCUUGGUGGCCUUAUCAAUGGAACAUUAUCCGUGGGCGAUGUCAUUUCUAAGGUUAUCGAUCAAAUUAACCAAUUCACAGGCGGAACAAACCCCCUUGGCAAAUUCAUUCAAAGUCUUGCCGUGUACUUGUCCAACAACCAAGAUGGCUUUGUUGCUGAUUUUAUCAAGAUUUCAUCAUUUAUCAACGAUGUUGUCAAUACGGUGAUGGCUAUUGCCAAAGCCGUACUUGGAAACGUCUCUGAUGGCGUCCAGAAGGCCAUUUUCCAAGCAGUUACUGGUAUCAUUGGCAAUGUCUUUGGUGGUGGUCUCUUUGCUCUUCAGCGUCUUCAAACUAUGGGCUCAGAUGAGUUUAUGGAACUUCAAAACGUCUUUAUAGAUGCUGUUCGCGCUCAAAGCCCUGAUGGAGCUAGCUACAUUCAACAAAUCUUCGAGAUUGUCGGCGAAGUUGUCAAGAAGGUCUUUGCUACUGACCCUACUUUCUUCUCUUUCUUGACAGAUCCCUCUGAAGAAAACCUCCGCAAGGCUUUCACAACUAUUUACAGAGUUGUCACAACACACAAUUAG